CGAUGCUUUAAUCACAUUUUCAAUUCAAAUCUGCUGCUAUUUGAUCCGCCGGGGGUUGGCGGCGGGGAGGGGGGAGUAUUUUUAGCUGUGCUUAAAGCUGCCGUGGCGGCUGAGGGAGAGCGGGCAGGUUGCUGUGGCCGGGCAGAGUUGGACGGGAUCCCCCCCCCCCCGCUGCCGCCUCCUCCUCUUUGCACAUCCGAGGGCGGCAGCGGGGCUGGCUCCCCCCUCCCGGAGGUCGCCUUUGUUUUCCCCGAGUCGCUCUCCCGAGCAGCCGGGGGGAAUCGGGAGGGGGCCGGGGCCGGGCUGGACCAGACCGGCCGCCCCUUCUCCCGCUCGCCCCGCGGUGGAGUUGGUUCGGUUCCCCCCUCGGGCGGCUCUUCCCAGCCGCCGGGACCCCCCAUGGCACCGCCGCGAUGUUCGUGUCCCGGCUCCUGGAUUUCCAGAAGACGCGCUACGCCAGGUUCAUGAAUCACCGCGUCCCAUCCAACUGCAGGUACCAGCCGACGGAGUACGAGCACGCAGCCAACUGUGCCACCCAUGCAUUCUGGAUCCUGCCCAGCAUCCUUGGCAGCUCCAUCCUCUACAUCCUCUCUGAUGACCAGUGGGAAACUAUCUCAGCCUGGAUCUAUGGCUUUGGCUUGUCCAGCCUCUUCAUUGUCUCCACCAUCUUCCACACCAUCUCCUGGAAGAAGAGGCAUCUCAGGACAGUGGAGCACUGCUUGCACAUGUUUGACAGGAUGGUGAUCUACUUCUUCAUCGCAGCAUCAUAUGCUCCCUGGCUGAACCUGAGGGAAUUGGGUCCCUGGGCUUCCCACAUGCGCUGGAUCAUCUGGAUCAUGGCAUCUGUUGGCACCGUCUAUGUUUUCUUCUUCCAUGAGCGGUACAAGCUGGUGGAGCUGGUGUGCUACGUUAUCAUGGGCUUCUUCCCUGCGUUGGUCAUCCUCUCCAUGCCCAACAGGGAUGGCCUCCCGGAGCUGGUGGCCGGUGGAUUCUCCUACUGCCUGGGCAUGGUCUUCUUCAAGAGCGACGGCCGCAUCCCCUUCGCCCAUGCCAUCUGGCACCUCUUUGUGGCCAUUGGAGCUGGCAUCCACUACUAUGCCAUUUGGAGGUAUCUCUACCGGCCUGGCACGCUGGAGGCUAAAACAUCCUGGUAGAUGCCUUAAAGACCAGCACAUGGGGGCAUGAGGGGAGCAGGGAGACAGCCUGUGCCACGGGCUCACCCUAAACCACCCACUAGCCCCAUGGGCAGUGCUGGUGCCCUUCCUGCACAGCCAGGAGAGUCUGGAGGUGGAUUUUAAACAGACUUUCCUCUUUUAACCUCGGGAACUGCUUGGAUUUUGGGCACAGGUUUUGUAACACAGUGACCCACCAAGGGGCUGCUGGUGGCAGGGGAAUGAAUGACCGUGUGCCAGGGGCUUGAGGGGCUUCACUCACUUGCCUGGCCCUGAGCAUCCCAUGGGGUCCUUGACCCCGCCUGCCCCUGAAUAGUGACACCCUGGGUUUGGCUACUGAGCCCUUAGCAUGGGCCCCCCAAGGGACUGGAGGAGUUGGGAUGAGGGGAGAGAUCCAGCCCCUUUCCCUUGAGAUGCUCCAGCCUGGGAGGGGGCACAUUGGCAUCCCUGCUCCAACCGGGCUCAGCUCCUAAAUGGACCUAAAUCAUGCCAGCAUUAACCACUCCCUCCCAGGUUCUCUAUGGGAAGGUCCAGGGACAACAAAGCCUUAUAUGAGAUUGAAACUGGGACCUCUUCCAGGGCACCCCAGAGUCCCCAAGCACUGCAGAACCCUUUCUCUCAGCCAGUAUUAGGUGCACAACUCAGUACAUCCCCCCCUGAACGGGCCCGGAGAGCCCACCAGGACGUUUUGUCCUUGGGGUGCUUUGUUUUCCUCUCCAAUCUCAGUGCAGUGGCAGAUUCAAAGCACAGCCCUGCUCCCAGGCUCUUGCCUGUGCCUUCAAGCAGGGAGCAGAGGGGGGAUUCGGAUGCCAGCAUCCGCCUGGCUGGGGUCAGCCCAUCCACAUCAGGGGAUUUUCGUUCUCCUUGAGGGAGGGAAGCAAACCUCCUGGGAUUGGGAUCACGGGGCUGCCUGCCUUUUCUGCUCCCAUUCUGGUGAUGAGCCUAUUGCCCAUCAUCAUUAACUCCGCUCCUGGGAGGAUAUCUGGCGUUCCCAGAAUUGAUGUAGGGGAAAGAUGCAUCUGCGUGAUGCUUGGAGGUGAGCUGAAUGGGGAGGUCCUAGUGAUGCUCGGCUAUUAAACACCUAACCACAGCUCCACAGUGCUGCUUUCCAGGGUACGAUAACAAGACAUGGAGCACCCAUCCAGCCAUCAGAAGCAGCCUGAUAGUGCUGGAAUGGGAAAAGCACACUGGUCCUGCUCCCCAGGCUGCUGGAGCUGUUAAGGACUGGUCUGUGCUGGGACCCCGCACAACAUCGCUGCUCUCACCCCUGCCUGCACCGUCCCCAGGAGCCCCUGGAGGCAUCGAUUUCCCAUCAGCUCUUUUCAGCCUCUUGAUUAAUUGUGGCUGCAGCAGCCUUGGCACAACGGGGCAAACGAAGGAGAUUUAUGGCCACUGUCCCACGUCUCCUGUUUCUCUGGUAGCCGAGGAGCUGAGCUCCAGGCUCUGCUCUGUCCCCCACAGAGCUUAGGUCUCCCCAGCCUGCAUCAUUCCAGGACCAGCUCUAUAUCGUCCAUCAAAUUACCAAAGAGACAGCAUCCAGAUGCUCAUCCCCUCCUGACUGUGGCUGUGGUCACCAGGGCAACAAAAGAAUCCUGUGGGUUUUCACUUCCAUAGGCACAAGGUUCCUAUAAGGGGCUCUAGGUGCAUGCCUCUGCCAUAGGGCUGCUGGGGGGUCUCUACACAGGGCACCCCAAAUCAGCCUUUGGGCUGGGGACACCCCUUGGGGUGAUGGGUGGUCCUAAGGGACAGGGGAUGAAUGACCCAGUGUGAGCCCAGUCUCUGCUGCUGCAUCUCCCAAGAUCCCAUGUCCAACCCCUUGCUCCAUCAUCUGCUGCAGAUGGAGGAUAAGCUGGGAGUAACCAGCAGUUGGUGGAGCAUUUUGGGGGUUGAAAUAGCAGGAUAGGAGGUCCCAGAACAGAAGAUGCUAUUUUUUCCUGCCUGGCAAGUCUUUACCCUUCUCCGUGCCUCAGUUUCCCCAUCUGUAAAAUGGGGGAGAAGACAGCAACCUACCUCACAGGGCUCAUGUGAGGACCUGUGGAGCACCUGGAGGACAACCAGUGCUUUACAAACGCGUGCUUCAACUUUAACCGAGGGGGACACACCAGAUUCCCAGCAUCACCGUGGGGCAUGGUGACAACAGCGGCUCAAUGUGCCUGGCUCUCCUCCUUUUCCAUCACUAAAUCCCACUGGGAACAGGCCAUGCACACAGCAGUCAGGGGCUGAGGAUGCCCAGGGACCACUGUUGCAUUUCGCUCUUCAUCCCAAGGGAUGAAGCUGUUUUGCCAUUGGGGCUUCUGGCUCUAAAUGCAUCCUGGGGGCUCCUGAGUCACAGGGAGGUGCCCGAAAGACCUUUCGAAGCCACUUUAUCCCAGCCUCCUGCUGAAAACCCAGGGCAGGGCAGAUAUCCAGGUGGGAAUGGGUGGCUGGGCUCCACUGGGGACAUCGCCACGCUGCCUUGAGCCCAGAUCUGCCAAGUGGGCUUUGCUAUAACUGAUAAAUCCCCCCUCUUCUCUUGCUUCCUAAAUCCUUCCCUUGCAAAGCAGGGAGCACAGAGCAGGUUAUGGGAUUGUCCUCAGUUUUAUACUAAUCCUAAAUGACUCCUAACGUUGAGGAUGUCUGCGGAGGAGGGUCCGAGGGGCCUUUUUAGCAUCUCACGUUUUCACUGUCCAUUCUUGUUCGAUCAGUCUUUUAUAGUUAACACAGUACUGGGUCAAGGAAACACAAACGUACGGAAGAUAACGCUAAUGACUAUUGCUUCCUGUGGAGUAGGAUUGAAAUAAAAACUCAAGAUACCUCA
Molecule: messenger RNA, 3969 nt
Organism: Pezoporus occidentalis (night parrot)
Lineage: Eukaryota; Metazoa; Chordata; Aves; Psittaciformes; Psittacidae
Gene: MMD2
Product: monocyte to macrophage differentiation associated 2
Exons: 7
Coding region: 414-1154 (246 amino acids)
Cellular component (GO): membrane
Molecular function (GO): pore-forming activity
Source: RefSeq, a predicted model, not a curated record